This is a messenger RNA of Penicillium cinerascens, 1447 nucleotides long. It is a transcript of the gene car2, whose product is annotated as ornithine-oxo-acid transaminase. NCBI's taxonomy places the organism in Eukaryota, Fungi, Ascomycota, Eurotiomycetes, Eurotiales, Aspergillaceae. Gene Ontology annotation, molecular function: L-ornithine transaminase activity; pyridoxal phosphate binding; identical protein binding. The coding region runs from base 83 to 1447 and encodes 454 amino acids. The record is from RefSeq and is a predicted model, not a curated record. The transcript has 2 exons. Gene Ontology annotation, cellular component: cytoplasm.
GAAGUUUUGACUUCUCCAAGUGUCCCUCACCCUUUCCCCGAAUCUUCCCCGCAAACCCACCCUUUAUCCACCUUCACACACCAUGGCUACCAACGGGAGCAACGGCUCCUUCGCCCACUACCACGCCGCCUCGACCGAGGAGGCCAUUCACGCAGAGCACGAGUAUGCUGCUCACAACUACCACCCACUGCCCGUGGUCUUUGCCCGCGCCCAGGGCACCUCCGUCUGGGAUCCCGAGGGCCGCCACUAUCUCGACUUCCUCUCUGCCUACUCCGCCGUGAACCAGGGUCACUGCCACCCCAAGUUGGUUGCGGCUCUGGUUGACCAGGCCUCGCGUGUGACUCUAAGCUCGCGCGCGUUCUACAAUGACGUCUUCCCCCGCUUCGCCCAGUUCGUUACCGAGUACUUCGGCUUCGACAUGGUUAUGCCUAUGAACACUGGCGCCGAGGCUGUCGAGACCGGUAUCAAGAUCGCCCGCAAGUGGGGUUACAAGGUCAAGGGCAUCCCCGAAAACAAGGCAAUCGUGCUGUCCGCGGAGAACAACUUCCACGGCCGUACAUUCGCCGCCAUCUCCAUGUCAUCCGACCCGGAGUCCCGUGAAAACUACGGACCAUAUCUUCCUGGCAUCGGCAGCACUAUUCCCGGCACCGAGAAGCCCAUCGCCUACAAUGACAAGGUCGCCCUCCGCGAAGCCUUUGAGGCGGCCGGCCCCAACUUGGCUGCCUUCCUGGUUGAGCCCAUCCAGGGCGAGGCUGGUAUUGUCGUCCCGGAUGUGGACUACCUUCAGGAAGCUCGUGCUCUGUGCGACAAGCACAACGUGCUCCUGAUCUGCGACGAGAUCCAGACUGGUAUUGCCCGCACCGGUAAGCUCCUCUGUCACGAGUGGAGCGGCAUCAAGCCCGACAUGGUCCUUUUGGGCAAGGCCAUCUCGGGUGGUAUGUACCCCGUCUCGUGUGUUCUUGGCCGCAAGGACGUCAUGCUUACCAUUGAGCCCGGCACCCACGGUUCCACCUACGGUGGCAACCCUCUCGGCUGCGCUGUGGCCAUCCGUGCUCUGGAGGUCGUCAAGGAGGAGAACAUGGUUGAGCGCGCCGAGAAGCUUGGCCAUGUGUUCCGCCAAGGGUUGGAGGAUCUGAAGAGCCCGCUGAUCCAGACUGUCCGCGGCAAGGGUCUGCUUAACGCCAUUGUAAUCGACGAGUCCAAGGCCAACGGUCACUCUGCCUGGGACCUGUGCAUGUUGAUGAAGGAGAAGGGUUUGCUGGCCAAGCCCACUCACCAGAACAUCAUCCGUCUGGCUCCACCGCUGGUCAUCACCGAGGAGGAGAUCCAGCAGGCCUUGAACAUCAUCAACGAGGCUGUGACCGAGCUCCCUACCCUGAAGGGUAAGGCCGAGGACAAGGUCAUUCCCCCUCCGGAGAAGAAGGUCAAGAUCGGCGUGGAGAACUAG